Trichechus manatus latirostris (Florida manatee) is the source of this 3090-nucleotide messenger RNA. RefSeq names its product vezatin, adherens junctions transmembrane protein (gene VEZT). Bases 90 to 2453 code for a protein of 787 amino acids. Gene Ontology annotation, molecular function: myosin binding. The transcript is spliced from 12 exons. The record is from RefSeq and is a predicted model, not a curated record. Gene Ontology annotation, biological process: cell-cell adhesion. Gene Ontology annotation, cellular component: plasma membrane. Lineage: Eukaryota; Metazoa; Chordata; Mammalia; Sirenia; Trichechidae.
AUGGGACAGGCGACGCCUACGCGUCGGUGCUGCCUGUUCUCCCGCCUUCUUUUCCCAUCGUGCUGAGGCGGGUGGCAUGGCGGAGAAGGAUGACACCGGACUUUGACGAAGAGGUGGUUUUUGAGAAUUCUCCACUUUACCAGUACUUGCAAGAUCUGGGACACUCAGAUUUUGAAAUAUGUUCUUCUGUGUCACCAAAAACAGAAAAAUGCACAGCGAGAGAGGGGCCACAAAAGACUCCUAUGAGAGCCCUGUCAGAACAAGGCAUCCUGUUGAAAGUGGCUGAAACAAUCAAAAGUUGGAUUUCAUUUUCUCAAUGCAGUAAGAAAGAUGACUUACUUCAUAAAUUGGAUAUUGGAUUCCGACUCGACUCACUACAUACCAUCCUGCAACAGGAAGUCCUGUUACAAGAGGAUGUGGAGCUGAUUGAGCUACUUGAUCCCAGUAUCCUGUCUGCAGGGCAACCUCAACAACAGGAAAAUGGACACCUUCCAACACUUCACUCCCUGGCAACCCCUGAUAUUUGGGAUGUGUCAAUGCUAUUUGUCUUCAUUAGUUUGCUGGUUAUGCUUCCCGCUUGGUGGAUUGUAUCUUCCUGGCUGGUAUGGGGAGUGAUUCUAUUUGUUUAUCUGGUCAUAAGAGCUUUGAGAUUAUGGAGGACAGCCAAACUACAAGUGACCCUAAAAAAAUAUACUGCCCAUUUGGGUAAUACAGCAGCAAAUAGCCGAGCUUUUACAAACCUUGUGAGAAAAUCAUUGCGUCUCAUUCAAGAAACUGAAGUCAUUUCCAGAGGAUUUACACUUUUGCUUGACAGGGUCAGUGCUGCUUGCCCAUUUAAUAAAGCUGGACAGCAUCCCAGUCAGCAUCUCAUCGGUCUUCGGAAAGCUGUCUACAGAACUGUCAGAGCCAACUUUCAAGCAGCAAGGCUAGCUACCCUAUAUAUGCUGAAAAACUACCCCCUGAACUCUGAGAGUGACAAUGUAACCAACUACAUCUGUGUGGUGCCUUUUAAGGAGCUGGGCCUUGGACUUAGUGACGAACAGAUUUCAGAAGAGGAAGCUCAUAACCUUACAGAUGGCUUCAGCCUGCCUGCAUUGAAGGUUUUGUUUCAACUCUGGGUGGCACAGAGUUCAGAGUUCUUCAGACGGUUAGCCCUGUUACUUUCUACAGCGAAUUCACCUCCUGGGCCCUUACUUACUCCAGCACUUUUGCCUCAUCGUAUUUUAUGUGAUGUGAUUCAAGGUCUACCUCAUGCACAUUCUGCCUGUUUGGAAGAGCUAAAGCGCAGCUAUGAGUUCUAUCGAUACUUUGAAACUCAACAUCAGUCUGUAUCCCAGUGUUUAUCCAAAACUCAACAGAAGUCAAGAGAACUGAAUAACGUUCACACCGCAGUACGCAGCUUGCAGCUCCAUCUGAAAGCAUUACUGAAUGAGGUAAUAAUUCUUGAAGAUGAACUUGAAAAGCUUGUUUGUACCAAAGAAACACAAGAACUAGUGUCAGAGUCUUAUCAAAUCCUAGAACAGAAAUUAAAGUUGAUUCAGCCCCAUGUUCAAGCAAGCAACAAUUGCUGGGAAGAGGCCAUUUCUCAGAUGGACAAACUGCUACGAAGAAAUACAGAUAAAAAAGGCAAGCCUGAAAUAGCAUGUGAAAACACGCAUUGUACUGCAGUACCUUUGAUGCAGCCUACUGUGCACAUUGCAGACAAAGAUCCAAUUCCUGAAGAACAGGAAUUAGAAGCUUAUGUAGAUGAGAUAGAUAUGGAUAGUGAUUUCAGAAAGGAUGAUUUUUAUUACUUGUCUCAAGAAGACAAGGAGAGACAGAAGCGUGAGCAUGAAGAAUCUAAGAGGGUACUCCAGGAAUUAAAAUCUGUGCUGGGAUUCAAAGCAUCAGAAGCAGAAAGGCAGAAGUGGAAGCAGCUUCUGUUUAGUGAUCAUGCUGUGUUGAAAUCCUUGUCUCCUGUAGACCCAGUGGAACCCAUAAGUAAAUCAGAAUCAUCUAUGAAUUCAGAUAUGGGGAAAGUUGGUAAAAAUGAUACUGAAGAGGAAAAUAGUAAGCCCUCCACAACUGACAGUGAAAUAAGUAGGACUGAGAAUUUAUGUGAAAACCCUCUAGGGAGUAAAAAUAAAGACAUUUCUGCAAAUGAAGUCUUCCUCCAAGGAGCUGAAGAAAGAGUGUGUUACCAAUAUAAGAGUGAAGAUGAAUCUCAGCAGGCAGAAGUAGGUGACCUGGCCACUGCCCACCCAACUCCCAAGGACCCAGUACAGCCCUCCAUUAAGCAGAGGCUGGCACGGCUACAGCUGUCACCGGAUUUUACCUUCACUUCCGGCCUUGCUGCAGAAGUGGCUGCCAGAUCUUUCUCCUUUACCACCAUGCAGGAACAGACUUUUGGUGAUGAAGAAGAGGAAGAAGAGCAAAUAACACAAGAAAUUAAAAAUGGGAUAGAAGAAAAAUAAAGAGUCAAGGUUCACAUGAAGGAUUUUAUAUUCUUCCAUUUAUGAAAGUAUUUUAGCUUUGACACUAGAUAUUUCACUGGAAAGGAAAAAUGAGUGUAAGUUUACAUAUACACCUUGGUUUGAACAAUUGCUUUGAAAAUAGUAGUUACCUGUAAAUGGCAGAUCUUUUAGGAAAAUAAGAGAAAGGUAAGGGCUGUCUUGAAGAAACUUGAGGUUUUAUUUGUGGCUCAGCUGAUCGAUCUUGGAGUACUUUUAAGAAGAAAUGAAUUUAUCAUUUCUUGCCUAAAUUUGCUAGCAUAAGAUGACUUGGAUAAGAACAUUAACUUUUAGUAUGACUCCUUUUUAUUGUACUCUUGCAGUUAAUAACUGCGGCUAUUUAUGUUAAUAACAAGUUGUUUGUAUUUUCCUUGUUUAUACCAGUCAUAAAACAAAGAUACAGGUUCUGAAUAAAAAAAUAUUUCAUUCAUACCGUUGAUGUGUGCUGGGAUUUGGAACUAAAAAGUAGUUUCAAAAGUACAUGACAUGCUUCUUAUGUUUCUUUGUAUGUAUGUGUGUUCAGUGGUUAAUUUUAAGAUGUCUCAGAUACUUAGGACAUGUUAUCAGGAGGGACAUCAUGCUUAGUAAAGUAGAGGGUCAG